AUGAAAGUUAUUUUGUGUGUGCUUUCAAUUCUACUCUCAGCUUCUGCUCGAAAGGGCUUCGGCCCUAGCGACCAAAACUGGGGCUUUGUAACUGUCCGUCAAGGAGCUCAUAUUUUCUGGUGGCUUCAUCGAACUCUUGCGACUGAAAAUUACACAGAAAAGCCUCUUAUUAUUUGGUUGCAAGGAGGACCCGGAGCUUCGUCCACUGGAUUUGGGAAUUUCGCCGAAAUUGGGCCUUUUGACGCCGAUCUUAAUCCGCGAAACACCACAUGGAUUAAUAAUUACAAUGUCCUGUUUGUGGAUAAUCCUGUAGGAACAGGAUACAGUCAUGUGGAUUCUAGCACAUAUUUAGCAACCAAUAAUAAACAAAUUGCUCAAGAUUUUAUUGAAUUGUUAAAAGGCUUUUAUGAAGUUUUACCUGAGCUAAGAGAUACUCCUGUCUAUAUUUUUUCGGAAUCUUAUGGAGGGAAAAUGGCCGCAGAAAUUGCGCUUCUCGUUGACAAACAAAUUAAAGAGGGUUUCCUCGACAUGGAAUUGGCAGGAGUUGGGCUUGGUGAUGCCUGGAUUUCGCCAAUAGAUCUGGUGUUAUCUUGGGCUUCCUAUUUACUCCACGUGGGUGCUGUCGAUCACAAUGGUUACAAACAAAUUCAAGAUAUGGCACAAUUGACUAAAUCAGCCCUCGAUCGUGGCCAUUUUAUUGAAGCCACACAACUCUGGGCUGAAACUGAGGGGACAAUCGCUCUCCUGACUGAAAAUAUUGAUUUUUAUAAUAUUCUGACUAAAGUGUCAUCAAUAUGGAAAGCUCGAAAUGUAAUAAAACCAGCAACUCGUGAUUAUCUUGAUGAUAAAAUUGCAUUGCUUAUGAACACUCAAGUAAGGGAAGCUUUAGACUUGAAUGUGACGUGGGGUGACCAAGCAGGGGCUGUUUUUAGUGCUCUUGUGGGAGAUUUUAUGAAACCUGUCACAGAUAUUGUUGAACUAUUAUUAAAUACGACUGAUAUUAAAGUUGCUGUGUACAAUGGACAAUUAGACUUGAUUGUGGACACUCCUGGGACUGUCAAAUGGGUCGAUGAAUUGAAAUUUGAAGGUUCAGAAGAGUGGAAAAAUGUCGAAAGAAAAGGGAUUCUUUCAAACGGGAUACUUGAAGGAUAUUACAAAAAAUUAGGAAAUUUUGCGAUGUACUGGGUGAAUAGAGCUGGUCACAUGGUUCCUUUGGAUAAUCCUGACGCCAUGAAUUUUAUUCUAGAAGACAUGGUUGGAACGUUACAAUAAAUUGUAUCAGUUUUGUCUUUGAGUAAAAAGUUACCUAAACAAGAA
Tribolium madens (black flour beetle) is the source of this 1317-nucleotide messenger RNA. RefSeq names its product retinoid-inducible serine carboxypeptidase-like. Bases 1 to 1272 code for a protein of 423 amino acids. Gene Ontology annotation, molecular function: serine-type carboxypeptidase activity. Lineage: Eukaryota; Metazoa; Arthropoda; Insecta; Coleoptera; Tenebrionidae. The transcript is spliced from 7 exons. The record is from RefSeq and is a predicted model, not a curated record. Gene Ontology annotation, biological process: proteolysis.